AAGUUCCAACUUGUGAUAUCUUAACCACAGGCCACAUGUCUCGGGUGGUGUCUUAUUUCGAGGGUGUGUCUAUUCGUACAUUCGGCAUAUAAAAGUUUGGAAUCUUUGAAGAUCUGCUCUGUUCGCCUCAGUCAUAUUUUGGACUCUACGGAAAGUCACGCUACUUUGUCAACAUGAGCGCCGAGCCUCCCAAGGUGAUAUGUGGAAUGCUGAUGCUCCAGCAAGCCUUCUACGAACAUGCAAAAAAAAGGGGAGACCGGACCGUCUUGACCAAUGCAGAGUUUGCUGAGAUGCUCCGCAAGGAAUGCUGCGUUGAGCUCCAGGACAGUCAGCAGAAGGAGGACUUCUUCAAGAAGCUAGACUUCGACGGGGACGGCUUCAUCGACUUCCAGGAGUUUUGUGUUCAAAUGGCAACCUUUAUGAUGCUAAUGGGGCCAGACAAAUAAAGCACAACGCAAGAGGAAAAGCCGCAUAUGGAAGAUCUUUGACUUUUUUUUAAACAGCACAGCACUCUUGUAAUGAAGUGUGAAAAAAAAAAAAAUCAGGCGUGGCCCCUCUGCUCUGUCCCCGUGCUCCCACUGCAUAUUUUAAAAUAACUUUUACGUUUGGAGUUUUUUCUGUA
Messenger RNA from Doryrhamphus excisus (bluestripe pipefish), 622 nucleotides. Lineage: Eukaryota; Metazoa; Chordata; Actinopteri; Syngnathiformes; Syngnathidae. The record is from RefSeq and is a predicted model, not a curated record.